This is a messenger RNA of Camellia sinensis, 1550 nucleotides long. NCBI's taxonomy places the organism in Eukaryota, Viridiplantae, Streptophyta, Magnoliopsida, Ericales, Theaceae. The record is from RefSeq and is a predicted model, not a curated record.
UUGGCGCCUAUAAUUUCUUUUUCCCUCUUCUCUCAUUUUCACGUUCAAAUCUCUCUCUCUCUCUCUCUCUCUCUCUCUCUCCAUCUCUAUCUUCGCGCUACUCAUCUCACUCUCAUUCUGACUCCGCUACUCAUCUCACUCUCAUCCCAACUCCUCCAUCGGCAAGAGCUCGAAUCUGCAGAGCAUCAACGUCGAAACACACUAUAAUAUAAGGAACCAGGGAUUCUAGAGAGCUCGAAUUUGCUGAGCAAGUUGUUGCCCUCGUAAACCCUAACAUUGACUUGAAUCUCAUGCUCUAGGUCGACGACCCUAUGUGAUCUCCAAAUUCGCUCUUAAUUUCCAAAUUCGACUCCCUCAAGUAAAAGCUGCCUCAUUUGUUUCAUGGUUUAUAUGUGUUUGCUUAAUUUACUACUCAUAAUUGAUAGAAUUCCCGACAUCAUUGGAAUUACAGAUGUGUCUUGCCUAAAUAAGGAUGGUCCAGAAGCUUGGCAUGUCCAGUUUUUUCGUUCAAUUGAUUCCAAUUCUGUGAAGGGGUUUCCAAAAGUCCCAAAAGAUGCCACAAGCAGGGACCUGGUAUAUGGGAAGAAUGUCCUAAUAGACAUGAGUAUACAUACUGCAUAUGUAAAGGCAAUCUGUGCUGGCCAACAUUUCAUUUACAUCGAGAACCAGUACUUCCUUGGGUCAUCAUACAAUUGGACUAACCACAGAGACUUGGGUGCAAAAAAUUUAAUACGAAUGGAAACUGCUCUCAAAAUUGCAAAUAAAAUCAGAGCAGAGAGAUUUUCUGCAUAUAUUGUCAUCCCAAUGUGGCCGGAGGGUGUGCCUACAGGUGCUCCGACUCAAAGGAUUCUUCUGUGGCAAGUAUGUGAUCAUUCAAGUAUUUUUUUUUUUAAUGGACACCAAACAUUACUUUAGUUUUAUGUGUAUAAUUUUAUAGAUUCUCUUUUUUCUAAUUUUAUUUUUCAAAAGAUAACUAUUAGAUUUCUGAACAGAUUUUGCUACUAGGUGAUACUCAAUGACAUACACAUAUCCUUAUUAUGCUUUUUAUCUACCUAUAACAUUUGACAAUUUAUUAUAUUCGUAUGUUGGGCAUGGUAGUGCCAACUGGUGGUCUAGUGUUCAUGUACCUUUUGUUUGUUAACAUGCAUCAAUGAGACCAAGUAUUAGUGUUCCAAAGUUCAAGGACACCAUUGGAUGUCCAUCAGUCUUUCUAUUUAUAGGAUUUUUGACACUGCUAAUUGUUUAUUAUGAGCAUGAUUGCAAGAUUUUGUAACUGGAGACAGUAUAUUCUUGUGCUAGUAUGUGUUUAUUUACCAAUAACAUCAGAUGGUAUAUGUUGUUUAUGUGGGACAUGGACAUACUGGAGAAGUGUUUGUAAACAUUCAUUCAUUGAUCAAAUUGAAUAUAAAAUUUCCAAAAUUCUCAUGGACUUCUCACCUUGUUUUGUUUCUAUCCAAUUUACCCAACCGAGAGUUUACAUCUACUGUAAGGUAUUAUCACUACAAGAAAACUGGGUAUAUGAGACGGAACUAUUUGCGACGGCACACUUG